AUGCAAACAUCAAGGAUGCAUACAGCUCCUCACCCGCUGGGCCGAUCAGAUCACAACCUGGUGAGACUGCAGCCCAUUUACAUACCUAUGGUAAAGAAACAACCCCCCACCAUAAGGUAUGUGAAGAAGCGGUCUAACGAGGCCACUGAGGCACUGAAAGACUGCUUCAAGACCACAGACUGGGAUGUGCUGUGUGGCCCAUAUGGGAAGGACAUUGACUCAAUGACAGACUGUGUUACGGACUACACCAACUUCUGUGCAGAGAACACCGUACCGACCAGGAAAGUACGGUGUUUCUCUAACAGCAAACCCUGGGUGACCCCAGAACUGAAGGCCCUGCUGAAGGAGAAGAGGAGGGUUUUUGGAUCUGGGGACAGAGAGGAGCUGAGGAGGGUGCAGAAGGAGAUAAAGAAGAUGAAGGAGGACAAGGCCAGCUACAGGACCAAGAUGGAAUCUCACCUGCAGGACAAUAACACAAGGGAGGUCUGGACAGACCUGAGAUCCAUCUCUGGUUACAGCAGAGGCCAUGAGAGGGGAGCUGCAACAGGAGGCCAGGAGUGGGCCAAUGAGCUGAAUCUGUUUUUCAACAGAUCUGACUCUGCUCCCACUCCUCCCCCCUCUCAUCAAAGCACCAACCAGCCAGCUCCUUCUUCACACCUCAGCUCUCUACCACCAACACCACCAACAACACUCCUCCUCCGAUCCCCGUCUUCCACCACCUCCGGACUCCACAUACAGCCCCAUCACCCCUCCUUGUCUCACCCCCCACCACCACCAUCACCCCUCCUACUGCCACCCUCCUCUACCACCCCCGGCCUCUCCAUAACAGCUGAUCAGGUGAGAAGUGAGCUGAAAAAGAUCAAGACCAGAAAGGCCGCAGGUCCUGAUGGAAUCAGCUCCAGACUCCUUAGAGACUGUGCAGACCAGCUCUGUCAGGUGCUGCUGCACAUCUUUAACCUGAGCCUGAGUCUGGAGAGGGUUCCUGUGUUAUGGAAGACUUCCUGCCUGGUUUCUGUCUCAAAGACCAGGAACCCCAGGGAGCCCAACCACUUCAGACCUGUGGCCCUCACUUCUCACCUGAUGAAGACCAUGGAGAGGAUCGUCCUCAGGAACCUCCGUCCCCAGGUGAGCCCACAUCUGGAUCCACUGCAGUUCGCCUACAAACCGAACACUGGAGUGGAUGAUGCAGUCGUCUACCUGCUGCACAGAUCGCUGACUCAUCUGGAGAACCCCGGCAGCACUGUGAGGGUCAUGUUCUUUGACUUUUCCAGUGCUUUCAAUACAAUCCAGCCUUCUCUGCUCAGUGUGAAGCUUGAAGGAGCGGGAGUAGACUGUCACCUGGCUGCAUGGACCAUUGACUACCUCACCAACAGACCACAGUACGUGAGGCUUCAGGACUGUGUGUCUGAUGUGGUAGUCAGCAGCAUGGGGGCCCCACAGGGGACAGUGCUCUCCCCCUUUCUCUUCACCCUGUACACAUUGAGCGGAAAUACAGGACGGUCAUCUCUGACUUUGUUGACUGGUGUGGGCUAAACCAUCUGCAGCUCAACACCGGUAAGACGAAGGAGAUGAUCAUCGACUUCCGCAGGAGGAUGACACCUCAGACUGCACCGGUGAACAUCCAGUGUCUGGACAUCAAGAUGGUGGACUCAUACAAAUACCUGGGUGUUCACCUCAACAAUAAACUGGAUUGGACACACAAUACAGAGAUUCUGUACAAGAAGGGCCAAAGUCGUCUCCACCUGCUGAGGAGACUGAGAUCCUUUGGAGUGUGCAGGACUCUGCUCCGGACAUUUUAUGACUCUGUGGUAGCGUCUGCUAUCUUCUAUGCAGUGGUCUGCUGUGGAGCGGGGAGCACUGAAAGGGACAGAAAGAGACUGAACAGACUGGUCAGGAGGGCCGAUUCUGUCCUGGACUGUUCCCUGGACUCCAUAGAGGAGGUGGGUGAGAGGAGGAUGUUGGCAAAGCUCACAUCCAUCAUGGACAAUCCCUCUCACCCACUGCGUGACACUGUGGGGUCUUUAAGCAGCUCCUUCAGCAGCAGACUGAGACACCCACCCUGCAAGAAGGAGCGCUAUCACAGGUCCUUCAUCCCAUCUGCUAUAAGACUUUACAACAUCAGCAUCACUGGCUGAUGUUAACAUAAACUGGACUCAUAUCACCCCAAACCAUAAAAUUUGCACAGCAAUUCUUCCACUGCUACAUCUUUGCACUUUUUAAACUUAUUUUUUCAAGCCACUUUAUAUUGUGUUGUUUACAGUGUGUCAAUACUGUACUAUUUCAUUCUCAUUUCUCAUCCCUGUACAUAUUGUAAAUAUUAUUACUACUAUUUUAUUAUUAUCUUAUUACUAUUACUAUGUUUAUUGCUACAUAAGCUGCUGUAACAAUGUGAAUUUCCCCUGGCAUGGGGAGAAAUAAAGGACUAUCUCAUCUUAUCUUAUCUUAUCUUAUCUUAUCUUAUCUUAUCUUAUCUUAUCUUAUCUUAUCUUAUCUUAUCUUAUCUUAUCUUAUCUUAUCUUAUCAGUCAAAACAACCCAAGGCCAACAGUGCUCAACAGGAAGUGAGGAAAUACAAAGAUGAGCUUUUGUCUCAGCAGAUCCCAGAUUUUCAACAUGGCUUGGACUUUUGGUUGGCACAGAACUCAGUGGCAUAUGUGACUUUGAAAUCUCUGGCUCUUGAUUUACUUGCGAUGCCUGCAUCUUAGGCUUUUGUUGAACAAGUGUUCAGCAUUACGGGUAACUUGACAAAGGCCUGUUGCAACGGGUGCAAGGGUCAUCUUGGAGAGAAGCACCUUUCUAAAACAAAACCAGGAUAAGAUAUGAUAAAACAAAGACACAGAUAGGCUUAAUUGUUAGGCCUCUGUGCCACACUCAUGUCCCUUUUUCCUGUCUCAGCACUUUUAUAUUUUCCUAUGCUGUUUUAUAUGGUGAACUUUUGUAUAAAGGUCUUGUAAAUGGUGAAAUGGGUUUUACACACAGUCAAGAAAAUGAUUCAAGCCUGUCUUGGAUGCGACACAUUUACAUAUAAUUUACUUUAUUUAAAAAAUAUGUAUUUAUAGACUGCACAUUUGUAUACAGGUAGCGUAACACAAAAUAAAUUCAUAAUUUAAUUUUUGUGAUUCAUGAAUGCAAAAUGAAUGGGUUUUGCUAUUGGACAGCAUUUUGCGCAUGCGCGCGACUACGGCUGUCAUUCAAAUUUACGCGGCGGUCUGUUUAGUACUUCCAGUGCAUCCAUAGAUUGCAGUGGAGAUUUACCCACUGCCUGCAGGAGGAAGUCCAUUGUUUGGUAAGUUGUCCAUCUUUCUUUGUGGUUUACAGUGUAGUUCACUGUGAAAAGUGUUAGGCAAAAUAUGUGCAUGAACUGUGUUGGACUUUCCAAAACGGAAGUAGUGGGCUAGUUGGUGCUAAGGCUAGCCAGGUAGCCUUUCUUUCACCUCCUGUUAAUGGUAUUUGUGAUUCAGUAUUAUUACCAAAGAGGCUACGCAGGAGGCUAGUAGUGGGAGUUCAAUGGGACUGUAUAUGUUGCAUAUCGUGUUUAUUUCUGUUUAUAACGGAACAACGGCCUUGAACAGAAAUGUUCAUUCGCACACUUAGCCAUGGGCACCACACAUGCACGCACGCAAACAAUGUGUCCACAGGGAGGAUUUUUGACGUUCAGCAAAAAGUGUUUCUUACAACGUUUGAGACUUUAGCCACCGCAUUUUCACUCCGAAGAAUUAACAAUAGCGACUUCUUAGUCGUUUUUGGAGAUUUUGCCCGUACCAGAGUCCCUUUGCACGCUCACUGAUAAAUAAGGAGUUAGUUAGGGAACCCAAUGAAGCGUCAAAACCGGCUUGUGACCAGUGAGAACGUUUUAGUCACGCUCAGUAUGAGCAGAUAUACUUGUUAGCUUCCUCUUUAUGCUCUGUGUGUACAUAGACUGUAUUAUACAGUCUAUGUGUGUCUGAGUGGCCGCUGUGAGAAUCUGCUCAUAUGAAUUUGAUUGUAGGUUUAUUUACUGUUAACUUGCACAAACCUGCCAAUUCCGUUUUAUGCACACAAAUUGUGUGCAUAAAAUUGUUUCAGCAUGAGCUGUAAAACAAAUUAACAUUGAAGGCAGGCCUACAUUCACUACUGUCUGUUUAAUAAUUAUAUUUUGGUACAAAUUUGGUUUGGUUGUUUCACAUAGACAUUAAAAUUAUUUAUUUUUUUAUAUUUUUGUUUUUUGUGGAUGUAAAAACAAAUAAAUGGGCAAGUGUGUGUAUAUUGUAAAAUUUCUGCAUACAGAUCUGUACCGUGUGAAACACAUUUCUGUGAUUCAAAUCCAAAAUAAUGCAAAUCACUUUAUUUUAUUUAAAAAUAUAAUGGUAAUCAGAUUUUCUUCAGUGUUACUGUAAAAUGAUUUCUAAUCCAUUUCUAAAUAUUAAUGUCUGUCUGCUUUUAUUGGCAAGUCCUCAAAGGGAAUUUUUGAAUUUUUAGUGGUUAAGACUAUUCUAACACUCAUACUGGCAGGGCCCCUGUGAUUUACUGUAUUAUUGUUAUUUUCAAUUUCUGUGUUUUUUCCUAUUUUAUUCUACCUACUUUGUGUUUUUUAGAAUUAAGAUUGACAACUGAUGGAAAUUAACAGAUAAUUUUCUGAGUUAAGAGGAGCAACAUGUAAAGGACAAAUAUAAUUUGAACUAAUUAUCACAGAAAUCAUAUACUACUCUAAUAAAUUUGUCUCAUUUUUGUUUGCAGUUUGAUAAGUAGUACCAAGCUACUUAUGGCAACCUCCUAGUGAUAGUAAGCAGCAUGUUGUUUCCUAACUGUUGAUGCAAGCUGAUCUGUAUUAUUGUCAUUUGUUUUAUGUAAUUGUCUUUAUUUUUCUUUUUUAGGACAAUGAAUGUGAAGUGCAAAGAAUGCUGUUUGGAACUAGCUAGCAGGUAUUUGUUGUUGCAGCAUGAGUUUUGCUGUCGGACAGUAUUUUGCACAUGCACAAGACUAAUUUGCGUGGAGUAUUUAGUGCUUCCAGUGCAUCCAUCAACUACCGACUGCCUGCGGGAGGAAGUCCAUUGUUUGGUGAAUGCAGAGUUCUUGCGGAUCACCACUAAGCAACUGCAAUCAAAAUUCGUGUCACAGCUUGACCACUUCUCAGACAAGCUGAUAAAGAUCUUCAAGAGCAAAGGAAGACUGAAGCAGCAAAAAUCAAAGAUGUCCCGGAGAUCAGUGAUUUGUGUGACAUCAACACUAAGAGGGAGUGCGUCCUGCGAAGCCUUGUCAUCUACUUCAAUGAAGAUCCAGACUCAUUCUUCAAGGAAUAUCUGACCUCAGCAGCUGAGGAUGCAGAGAGGGACAUCGCAGACACAACCAUGGGGAUUUAUACAAUCAGAAGAGAGGGGGUGGAGGAGCCAGUGGAUCUGGGAAUUGUGAUCGAAGGCAUUAAAGUUCCCAGCAACAUUGGCAAUGUCAUCCUUGGCUUCAUCUUGCUGUUUGGGCUCAUUUAUGCCCUUGAUCUAAGCUUUCCAGACCAUAUGAAGUACACCACUGAAUUUUUCCAGAAGUUCAGAAUGAGUCUGGAUGGGCACAAGCUGAACACAAAGAUCCAGCAGCUGGAAAUCAAGUUAUUUCCAUAAGAGUUGACCACCUCUUUACGCUCAUCAGAUCCUCUGGGAGCUGUUUUAUUUUAUUUUUUCCUCUCAGUUCAUAACAAAGGACAAUCAGUGACUUCAUCAAAGAUUCCCUUGUUCUAACAUUUCAGGAGAAUUACACACGUGGACAAAAUUGUUGGUACCCCUCGG
Amphiprion ocellaris (clown anemonefish) is the source of this 5755-nucleotide messenger RNA. RefSeq lists its product as uncharacterized. The coding region runs from base 1 to 1533 and encodes 510 amino acids. NCBI's taxonomy places the organism in Eukaryota, Metazoa, Chordata, Actinopteri, Pomacentridae. The transcript has 4 exons. The record is from RefSeq and is a predicted model, not a curated record.